Molecule: messenger RNA, 1011 nt
Organism: Diaporthe citri
Lineage: Eukaryota; Fungi; Ascomycota; Sordariomycetes; Diaporthales; Diaporthaceae
Exons: 3
Coding region: 1-1011 (336 amino acids)
Biological process (GO): peroxisome fission; regulation of peroxisome size
Cellular component (GO): peroxisomal membrane
Source: RefSeq, a predicted model, not a curated record
AUGGCGCCGUCUACGCUUGAGCAGUUCAUCCGCUUCGGCACCGACGCUGCUGCCCUAGAACGGAUGCUGCGAAUGAUCCAGUCCAUAGUCAUGGUCGUCAUCUCGUAUCCCCUUCUCCUGGACGGCUUCACCGAUCUCGUGAUGUUGGGCAACCAACACGUCUGGACUGAUCCCAGGGCUACGGGUGUGGUGGUACUCAAUGACCUGAAAGGGCAUCUAGGUCUUGCCCGGCGCUUCUUCCGGAUGUUCCGCUUCCUUGAGUCCUUCUACGCGGCGCAGCAGCUAUACACAUCACUGUACUCCCAACCACCAACACCAACACCCGCAGCAGCAACGUCGAUUCCUUCUGAGACCCCAGCCGCCGUAUCCGAUGCCAAGGAUGGAACCAAGCAGGCAAAUCAAGCGGCACAGCCAGCGCAGACACCCGCACCCACGCAGGCCCCUCACUCAGGGCCCCCAGCCGAAGCCUGGCUCGACAUCUUCGGGCGCACCUUCAACGGGAUGUACCUGCUCCUCGAGUCCCUUUGCCUCGUCGAUGCCCUCCAGGUGCCGGGCUUCUCGUUAUGGGGGGCCCAAUGGUUCUCCGUCCUGUUCGUGGAGGGCCAGCGCUUCUGGUUCUUUGGGCUGGCAUGCGGGGUUGCCAGCGGGCUGGUCAAGAUCGUAAAGCUCCUUGCGUACGCACCCGUGCCGCCGACGGGUGAGGGCUACGGCACCGGAGAGAAGCGGGACGGGAGCGAGAUGGCGGACUGGGAGAAGGAGAGGGAGAGGUUGAGGAAGAUCAUGUGGGUCCGGAAGGAGCAGAGGAAGCUGUGGAAGUCGAACAUCAAGACCAAGUCCAAGGGGCUUGUGAGGAAGUGCGCGGCCGACCUGCUGGACAUGGUCAUGCCCGGAAGUGUAGUGGGCUGGUGGAAGGUUGAUCAGGGAACGCUGGGGGUCAUCCUGAUCAUUACGACAUAUCUCACGGGCUGCGAAGUGUGGGAGAGGUGUGGGAGGGAAAUUGCAAGCAAAUAG